AUGGGGUGUGUUGCCUCCAAGUUAGAGGCAGAAGAGGAAGUAGUGUCCAUUUGUAGGGAGAGAAAAAGCUUGCUAAAAUCAGCUGUAGAGAGAAGAUAUGCCCUCGCAGAUGCACAUUGUAGAUACUGUCAAGCACUCUAUGGAGUAUCAGCAGCUAUAAGGCUAUUCGUUGCUCGCCAUUCUUCAGCUUCUUCACCAUUUCUCAUCACCUUCCCACCACCUUGUCCACCAUCUCCACCCAAAGAAAAUGUGGUUUCAAACCCAUUGUUCCUUCAACAAACACGAACCGAACCAACCCAGGAAGCCAUUGGCUGUGAAUCAUGCGAUUCUUCAACAACUUCAGAGUCUUCUCAUGAAGAAAGAGAAGAAAAAGUAGACAGAGAGGAGCAGGUUUGUGGGUAUUUUUAUAUGGAAAUGCCUCCACCAUUGCCAUCGCCACAGAGAGAUUUUGGGUGGGAUUUUUUUAACCCUUUUAUUGAUGGAAGGCCAGAGAUAAUAAGCGGGUACAAUAGGAACUCAGAUGAUGAUUUAAGGGUUGUAAGAGAACAGGAAGGAAUUCCAGAGUUAGAAGAAGAAGAAGAAGAAAAAGAAGAAGGGGACAAGAUCAAGGAAGAAAAUAAGGUUUUGGCUGAAGAAAAAGAGAAUGUGGAGCAUGAAGAGAAUGAGGUUGAAGUGGUUAUGGCAGUGGAUGGUGCUAAUCUGAGCCGAAGGGAACAGAAGGGUUUAACAGUUAUAGAUAUACCAAUAAGAGGGAGGGAAUUGUUGGAAGCACUUACAGAUAUUGAGGACCAUUUCAUUAGGGCUUAUGAUUCUGGCAAGGAUGUAUCCAGGAUGUUAGAGGCUAAUAGGGUUCAUUUGCAAUCAGGUUUGGAAGAAAUAAAAGGUUGA
Ilex paraguariensis (yerba mate) is the source of this 888-nucleotide messenger RNA. The record is from the annotation of a GenBank genome assembly. Lineage: Eukaryota; Viridiplantae; Streptophyta; Magnoliopsida; Aquifoliales; Aquifoliaceae.